CUAACGUGGGGUUCUGAUACUUUGAUCCAUGCAGAUUCUGCAAGGCAGACUCACCACGGUGCUUCCUGAUACCUUGUCUCGACUGAGAGGGAGGAGCCGCAAGAUUGAUCAUGCAGAGGCCUGGCCAACCUCAUAAUUUCGUCAAGAUGCGUCCGGAGGGCCGUGCUUCUACCCAGCUCAGCUCUGCCGGUGGCCUGCGAAGUGUGGCUUUGGGUAGCAAUGGCGUCAUCCCAACGACCUGGCUGCCUCCGGGAUAUCUCUCGGAAAAGCCGGUGGUGCUGCUUUGCUGUUCAGUGGUGAAACUCGGCCCGUUCAUGCCUUGCCCUGAUGUUGGAGAUGAGUAUUUAAGCCGUCGUAGCCCAGGACUCUACCACAUCCACGCUAACCUGCCAUAUUCACGUUCAGCCCAUCGACCAGUCAUGGCCACUAUCGCCGCCUCCAAGAUCAGUCAGUACGGAGCGAUUUGGAUCGUCCUCUACGGCCUUGCAGCCAUCAUCAUGCGGCUUCUUGACAUCGUUUUGCGAUGUGCGGUGGUCUGGGCUAUUAUGCUCCUCUUCAACGAGGUGGCUUCCCAGAGACAUGGCCCAGCGAAGUCCUGUAUAUGCGACAAAGAAUCCAAAGCACAGUCAACCGGCUUUGAAACCCGUUACCGGCCGAUUAACAAGCCUGUGUCUCAUGAAGGCAACUUUCCGUUCUUCCCGGGCUGUUACCCGGACCUGAGUGAACGAGAACUCGCUAGGACUUUGAAUCAUGAUGCGGUAAGUGAGCCAGCUCAAAUACCGUAUUGUGUGCGCAUCUGAUGACGGAACUCCAGACUCCCCCGCCUUACUUU
Messenger RNA from Microdochium trichocladiopsis, 832 nucleotides. RefSeq lists its product as uncharacterized. Bases 111 to 800 code for a protein of 229 amino acids. Lineage: Eukaryota; Fungi; Ascomycota; Sordariomycetes; Xylariales; Microdochiaceae. The record is from RefSeq and is a predicted model, not a curated record. The transcript has a single exon.